Contarinia nasturtii (swede midge) is the source of this 1067-nucleotide messenger RNA. It is a transcript of the gene P32, whose product is annotated as complement component 1 Q subcomponent-binding protein, mitochondrial. The transcript is spliced from 4 exons. Gene Ontology annotation, biological process: cytosolic ribosome assembly. Bases 151 to 933 code for a protein of 260 amino acids. The record is from RefSeq and is a predicted model, not a curated record. NCBI's taxonomy places the organism in Eukaryota, Metazoa, Arthropoda, Insecta, Diptera, Cecidomyiidae. Gene Ontology annotation, cellular component: mitochondrial matrix.
CAUCAUAUUAUUCGUUGUUACAAACUGAAAAAAGCCGAACGAUUCGAUUCUAUCGCUAACACUGUGUGUUUGAAAUUAUUAAAAUUGCGUUUACAUUUUGUUUUUGACAUUGUAACAUUUUAAUUGAAAAUAAAAACCAAAUAACAAAUCAUGUUGCGAAAUAUCGUUCGAAUCGGUGCAUUCAAAUCACUUGCAUCGCCAAUUCAACAAACUGUCGGAAUUCGCAGUCUUGGAGCCCGAUCUCUAUGGCACAUGUCCAAACCAAGUCUGAUUUCCAACAAAAAAUGCACGGGUUUUGCUGGUUGCCAGUGCGGAUGCGGUAAACGAUUUGCAUCAACCGACGGUGAAAAGGCUUUGAUUGAAUUCUUAAAAGACGAAAUUGAAUCGGAAAAAUCCACAUUGGCAGGACAUUUGCCAUCGGAUUUGAACGGAUUCCGAAUCAAAUUUGAUGUGGCCGAAGUUGAACUCACAAAAUCAUUACCAGACGAAAAAGUCAUCGUUAAAUUCAAUGUAAACCAUUCAGUUGACGCCGAUGAAAAUGAAAAUAUGGAUUUCGACAACCAACAACAAGCUCAACAAGAACAACCAAAAUUACUUAGCAAACCAAACUUUGAAGUUGAUAUCGUGAAAAAUGGCACCACCUUGUCAUUGUCCUGCACAUUCUUGGGUGGACAAGUACAAGAAGGCGAAUACGAUGAUGUGUACGGUAUCGAAGAAUUGACCAUUUUCAGAGGUGAACACAGCGAAAAGGUGUACGCUUGUGCCGGUGAUAUGCUUGAUGGGUAUUUCUAUGAUUUGCUCAUGAAUUUACUCGGCGAAAAAGGUAUCAACGAUGAAUUCGUCAACAAAAUCAGUGAAUUGGCCACACAAUACGAACAAACACUAUUCAUCAAUUUAUUACAAGAUACAAAAAAAUUCUUUGAAUCAAAAUGAACGCACCAAUAAUAUCGGCGAGAUAACCAAUAGCAUUUGUUUUUAAGUUGUUGCACAGCAAAACAUACAAAAAUCUGCAUUUAUUCAGAUACCAUUGAUUUAUAAUUUAGCAAUAAAUUUUAUCCAAAAACCAU